AGUGAAUUGGUUUUAACAGUUUUAUAUGUAACGAGAUGAAUUUUUUAAUAGAACAGACUGAUAUUUGUCGUUGCUGUUUAUCUUAUAUUGGUAUAGUAGAUUUAGAAAACCGUUAUGGAGUUUUGCCGGAGGCACUCAACACCAUAUUGUUAAAAUAUUUUGGUAUUACUCUGGCAUCACAACCUGGGCAUAGUUAUACAGUUUGUGAAGAAUGUGCUAAAAAAAUUGAAAAUAUUUACAAAUUUCAUGAGCAAGUGAAGUCAUCUGAGAGAAAAUAUAAUGAGCUAUGGCAGUUAUAUAACAAUAGAACAGAAAGCAAUGUCUUUGAUGAAAAUGACAGACAUAUAGAAAAUUGUAAUACUGAGGAUCCAGAUGAAGAUAUACCAAUAUCCAAACUACUAAAUUGUCUACCUCUUCAAAUGCCAAAGAAUUAUAAACAACUAUCAGAACACAAAAGAAUAAUCCUCACUUGUGAAAUCGUUUUAAAGGAAACCACAGCUUGCCCCUUUCGACAUCUAAAGAGCUGGUUUAGAUGCUUUUUCUGCUUAAAAGAUUUCAUGGAACUUAAAUUAUUAAGAGAACACACAAACGAAACUCAUACGAACAUAGAUAAUGAAUUAAAAAUGAUAAAGCGUUUCCCGCGCUCUCUUCAAAUUGACAUAUCGAAUCUCGAAUGCCGGAAGUGUCAUUUGAAUUUGGCGGAUGUGGAUUCCAUGCGCCGCCAUCUUAGCGAUGUUCACAAUAAAGUUAUCUAUGGCGAAUGUAUCGCCGAUUACAAAGUUGACUCUAGCCCUUACACUUGUCAUUUAUGUGAGAAGAAAUUUCACGUUUUCCGUUCCCUCACAACUCAUUUAAACGAACACUACGCUAACUGUAUUUGUGAUGUUUGCGGGAAAUCUUUUAUGAAUUCAAAAAGGUUAAAAGUGCACAAACGAACACAUGAACAUGGUUCUUAUCCGUGUUUCAAAUGCGGGAAAGUAUUAAAAACUCAAACGUCGAAAGCCAAUCAUAUGGAAAUGCAUUCUAAACGUAUUAUUAAAUGUCAUAUAUGCGAAAAACAAAUGAAACACUAUAAUGACAGAAUCAAACACAUGUCUGAAGUGCAUAAUAUAACACACAAUUUUGUAUGUCCGUUUUGUUCGCGGGUUUAUAAUAUCAAGCAUUAUUUAGCUACGCAUAUUCGCCAAACGCAUGGUAAUAAAAAUAAGAAAUGCACAGAAUGUAAUAUGGCGUUUAUAACGAAUCAUAGUUUGAAGAAGCAUAUGCUUAAACAUUCGGGCGAAAGACCCUAUACGUGUAAUAUAUGUUCUAAAGCUUAUACUAGGAAAUAUACAUUAAAAGAACACAUAAAGGAUCAUGAAGAGCUUAGUAAAUUUAAUCAAUAA
This is a messenger RNA of Pieris rapae (cabbage white), 1385 nucleotides long. RefSeq names its product zinc finger protein 43-like. Bases 36 to 1385 code for a protein of 449 amino acids. Gene Ontology annotation, biological process: regulation of transcription by RNA polymerase II. The transcript is spliced from 4 exons. The record is from RefSeq and is a predicted model, not a curated record. Gene Ontology annotation, molecular function: zinc ion binding; DNA-binding transcription activator activity, RNA polymerase II-specific; RNA polymerase II cis-regulatory region sequence-specific DNA binding. Gene Ontology annotation, cellular component: nucleus. NCBI's taxonomy places the organism in Eukaryota, Metazoa, Arthropoda, Insecta, Lepidoptera, Pieridae.